AUGGGGGAAAGAGAUGGUGACUGUGCUGACAGUGGUGGUGAUGGCAGUGGCGGUGACUAUAGCAGCGGUGACUGGGAGCACGACGACGAGAGAGAGCAGGAAAUGAGCAGCUGCGGCAGAGGGAGAGUGAGCAGGGAGGAAGCAAAGAGGCUGGAGCAGGUGUGGUUAUUCAUCCGCCACCAUCCCCCCCCUCUCCCUCUCAUGCCUCGCCUGCUCUCCUGGCGCGUUCCACCGCACCACCGCCCUCCCACAUCUCCCGCCCAUCCUACCGCUCGCACCAUGGCUGUGCAAGCAAGCCAUGAGAGAGAUUGCAGCAGCAGCAGCAGCAGUAGCACCAACGACACUGGUGGUGCAGUGUGGGACCGGCGACUCGUGAUGCUGCUGGUGCGGCGACUAAAGGAAAGGCACCGGAACCAGCAUGCUCUCGAGCUGCUCCAAUGGCACAUGGCCCGCCUCUCCCCACACUGCGCGCAACACAGUCCACGUCAGCAUGAACGGGAGAGCCAAUCAGGGGGCGCGGACGUGGAGCGGGAGGUCUCGGAGUGGGAGGCGUGUGAGCUGAUAGACGGGCUGGCUCGGUGCAGCAGAUGGAGAGACGCCAGAGAUGCGUUCCUCGCCCUGCCAUGCUACGCCCGCUCUGACAAGGCGUACAGUGGAGUGCUGUACCAGCUGGCGCGCAUGGGCCAGCACAGCAGGCUGCAGGAGGAGCUGCAGUGGGUGCACGACACAGCAGGGGCGCCGCUGGGCGUGUGCUCCUUCAACGCGCGCCUGGUCGCCCUCUCCACCCUGCCGUCGCGUCUGGCUUCUGCUGCUGCAGUGAUGCAGAGGAUGGAUGACGUCAUGGACGAGAUGAAGGCGAAGGUGAGACGAGUGGUUGGUGGGGGAUGUGAUUCGCUCACCUUCUCCCACACCCGUUUCCCUGUCCCCGUGCGUCUGCAGGGCGUCGCCCCAUCUCUCUUCACCUUCCACAUUCUCCUGCGCCACUGCCUGCACCACCCCCCUCACACACCCACGUCCGCGCCCCACCGCCUUGACGCCCUCCUACACGCCAUGCACCACCACCACCGCCUGCUGCCCUCCGCCCAAACCCACUCCAUCCUCCUCCGCCUCUUCCUUCACACCGGGCAGCUGCCCCGGGCAGAAAAAUAUUUCCAUGCCAUGCUGGAGGAUGGUUUAGCACCAUCCCCUGCUGCGUGUGCUGCCCUGUGGAUGGCCAUGGGACGGGCGGGGAAGGGGGGCCGUGGAGGGGAGGUGGAAGAAAUGUGGAGGAGGGUGGGCGGGAUGGGGGUGAAAGUGACUCGACCCAUGCAUGUGGCGCGCAUAGCAGCGCAUGUGGCGGCUGGUGACAUACCCAUGGCUGAAGAGGCUUUUUCCUCUCUGUGUGCCUGCAUUCGUCGCCUUGACCGGGAUGCCUGUAACGCGCUUCUCAAGGGGUACACGCGGGCAAACAUGCCAGACGCUGCGCUGAGAUUGGUCGAUGACAUGCGCAGGGCGAACAUUCCAUGCGGCACGGCCAUGCUCUCCCUCCUCCUCUCCUGCCUCUCUCGCUCCCAACGCCUCUCCCAUGCCACCGCCCUCCUCUCUCAACUGGCCACUGCUCCUGAGACCCCUGUAACUGUUGAUUCCUCUGUCACCACCAACCCACCAAACACUCCUCAUCAUGCAUCCCUGCCUGGGUCCGUGCAGCAUCACAACUCUACUCCUGCCUCUCCUCAUCACGCCCUUCCCUCCCACCACCCUUCUCGCCACCACGGCUCACAGCCCCCCACGCCCCCGGUAACCAUCAAGCGGCGUGCGCUGCGCGGGCUGAUGGAGGCACUCAAAGCAGAAGGGCACGUGGAGGGCGUGAGGCAGGCGAUUCAUGCAGGCGAGGCCAUGUGGGGCCGCUGUGAAGUGGCCUGGUACAAGAUGCUCAUAGGGGCCAUGCUGCGACGCGCUGAGCACUCUGCAACCUCCCUCAUCCCCCUUCCCCCAUCUGCAGCUAACUGCCUUGACUUCUCUGCAUCCCCUUCUCUUCUCUGCAUCCCCUUCUCUUCUCUGCCUCCCCCCUUUCUCCUCUUCCCCCCUUCUCUUCUUCCCCCCUUCUCUUCUUUACCCCUUCUCUUCUUUCACCCUUCUCUUCUUUCCCCCUUCUCUUCUUUCCCCAUUCUCUUCUUUCCCCCUCCUCUGCUGAUCCACCCUUUCUCUGCUGCUUCAACCCUUCUCUGCUGCUUCACCCCUUCUCUGAUCAUUAGAAGCUUCCAUUUGCAGCAGCCCUUAGCACCUUCCUUAGCAGCUUCCUUGGAAGCCCUUAUCAGCUUCCUUAGCAACUUCCUUCCCCCCUCAGCAGCAAACUGCCUUGACUUCUCUGCAUCCCCUUCUCUUCUCUGCAUCCCCUUCUCUUCUUUCCCCCCCUCUCCACUUCCCCCCUUUCUCUUCUUCCCCCUUUCUCCUCUUCCCCCCUCCUCUCCUUUUCCCCCCUUUCACUUCUUUCCCCCUUUCACUUCUUUCCCCCUUCACUUCUUUCCCCCUUCUCUUCUUUCCCCAUUCUCUGCUGCUUCACCCCUUUCUGAUCCUUAA
Molecule: messenger RNA, 2559 nt
Organism: Closterium sp. Yama58-4
Lineage: Eukaryota; Viridiplantae; Streptophyta; Zygnematophyceae; Desmidiales; Closteriaceae
Source: the annotation of a GenBank genome assembly